GUGUGUGAUGAGUUUACGCUGCAGGAGCAGGAGAACGGCGGGAGCUGCGGCCAUAGCUACAGGAGAACGGUGAGCCUGUGUAAGAAAAGUAAUAGGUGGCGCACCAUACCAUCUUUGGUGGAACAAUUUCAAUCCCAAAAUGUCCAGUAAGAGAAAGAUUGAUGCAGAAGGAAGGCAAUUUAACGAUAGAUGGGAAAGCGAAUACAUGUUUGUGUUUCAAGGGGAAAACCCAGUGUGUCUUUUGUGUUAUGAGACAAUAUCAGUGAUAAAGGAAUACAAUGUACGUCGGCAUUUUGAGACCAAACAUGGAACCAAAUAUGCUAAAUUUAGCCUCCAAGAAAAACAACAAUUGGCGCAAGAAUUAAAAGGCAGACUGCAAUCGCAGCAAAAUGUGCUCACCAGAACUAUAGCCAAAAAUGAUGCAGCAGUGAAAGCCAGCUUUAUUGUGGCUGAAGAAAUUGCUCGAGCUUCAAAGUGUUUUUCAGAGGGUGCAUUUUUCAAGCAGCGCAUGCUAAAGGUGUGUGAGCAGGUGUGCCCUGAUCAAAUACAGACUUUUAAAAAUGUCAGUUUGUCAAGAAACACCAUCGCAAACCGUGUUAAGGAACUAGCAGGAAAUCUGACCACACAGCUGGUCGAAGAGGCGCGCAGUUAUAUGGCUUUUUCCUUAGCUGUGGAUGAGAGCACAGACAACACAGAUACAUCGCAUCUAUCCAUUUUUAUAAGAGGUGUGAAGGCGGACUUCUCUGUCACUGAGGAACUCUUGGAUGUAAUUACCAUGCAUGGGACGACAACAGGGAAGGACAUUUUUGAUGCGGUGGAGAAGUCCAUAAACAAUCAUAAGUUACCCUGGGAAAAGCUGGUGGGGCUAACUACCAACGGUGCCCCUGCAAUGUGUGGAGAAAAAACAGGCUUGGUUGGACUAAUGAAGGAGAAAUUGCAAAAAAGUAGCUGCGACACACCUCUGAUAACGUAUCACUGCAUUAUCCAUCCAGAAGCUCUGUGUGGAAGGGUUCUGGAACUGGAUAAUAUUAUGACCACAGUCAUGAAAACAGUGAACUUCAUUCGGGCGCGGAGCUUGAAUCAUGGCCAGUUCCAAGUGUUUCUGCAGGAAAUGGACUCAGAGCGUGAAGAUGUGCCAUACCAUACAGAAGUCAGGUGGCUGAGCAGGAGCGCAGUCCUGAAACAAUUUUUUGAGCUUAAGGAAGAAAUUGCACUUUUCAUGCAAAGUAAAGGAAAACCCUUGCCUGAGCUGUCAGAUCCAACCUGGCUGUGCGAUUUUGCUAUGUUAUGUGACAUAACCGAGCAUCUUGCCCAACUGAAUCAGAAGCUGCAGGGACGCAAACAAGUCAUCACGCAGAUGUCCGACGCGAUCACGGCUUUCCAGCGUAAACUUCACCUAUGGAAGUCCCAAGUGGACAAGGACAAUCUUGCCCACUUUCCUGUUUGUCAGAGCAUCUCAGCCUCAGUUCCCGGUGCUUUUUCAUGCACGCCCUUGGCUACCAAAUUGAGCCGGUUAAUUGAUGAAUUUGAUCAGCGCUUCUCAGACUUCAGAAGACAGCGCUCAAGCUUUGCCAUCUUUGCCAAUCCUUUCACCAUUGAUGUCGACAGUGCACCCCACAACCUUCAGUUGGAGUUAAUUGAUAUUCAAAGCGAUAGUUGCCUGAGAGUAAAGUUCGAGGAUGUUAAAAUUGAGGACUUUUACCGUCUACUGCCUCCUGCUUUGAUGCCACAGCUCCGACUUCACGCUGCUCGUAUUCUGUCACUGUUUGGGAGCACCUAUCUGUGCGAACACACGUUUUCAAUAAUGAAUCUAAACAAGACUAAGCACAGGUCACGCAUCACCGAUGACAACCUCCACGCUGUUUUACGAAUUGCCACAGCACAAGGCCUGAAACCAGACAUAGACACACUGACCUCGAGAAAACGGUGUCAGACAUCCAGGAAACAAAACAGUUGUGUUUCAGCUCCAGGCGCAGAAAAGCAGCAGAACCAGACCAGCGAUGCCGAUGCUGUGGCUGACAUCUGGACCAGCUGCACUGACUGAUGACCCCCUGCUCUGGUGCUGACCAAUCAGUAGAGACUAUGACCCUAAAAGGACACACCUGGAAAGCUGAUGAGUAUUCUAUUGGGAUCCUCCUAAUACCUCCAGACGAGGGCCUGGUGCUGCUCUCCCUCCCUGGAUCCUUCAGCAUUUUUCCUUCCGCCUGGUCUUCCCCCAGGCAUGUUAGCUUUACCUUUAUCUCUCCUAAGCUCCGAGGGCCCUUCUUCUGCCUCUGUAACUUGUUUCCUGAACUUGUACCCCACUGGCUCACUUUUCCUACCUCUGUGACUUUCCGAAUAAACUUUCUCUUAUA
Molecule: messenger RNA, 2354 nt
Organism: Phyllostomus hastatus (greater spear-nosed bat)
Lineage: Eukaryota; Metazoa; Chordata; Mammalia; Chiroptera; Phyllostomidae
Product: general transcription factor II-I repeat domain-containing protein 2-like
Exons: 3
Coding region: 140-2044 (634 amino acids)
Source: RefSeq, a predicted model, not a curated record